ACCAAAGAGGUUGGCAGAAAAAAUGGUAGCUUCCAACGUCCUUCGAGUAACACCUCUACUCCUCUUUGCCAUCUUAUUCCUAACACUAAUCGAAACCUCUCAUGCUGGUGGCAUCGCCAUCUACUGGGGUCAGAACGGCAACGAGGGAACCUUAACCCAAACCUGUGCCACCGGAAGAUACAAAUAUGUAAACAUAGCUUUCCUCAUCAAAUUCGGCAAUGGCCGAAAACCAGUGAUCAACCUUGCAGGUCAUUGCAACCCAGCAUCCAACGGAUGCAAGAUAGUCAGCAAUGGCAUUAGAAAUUGCCAAAAGCGAGGAGUGAAGGUAAUGCUCUCCCUUGGGGGUGGUGUUGGAAGCUACUCCCUAGCUUCUGCUGCAGACGCAAGAAAUGUAGCACACUAUUUGUGGAAUAAUUUCUUGGGUGGAAAGUCUUCCUCACGUCCAUUAGGCGAUGCCAUUUUGGAUGGCAUAGACUUUGACAUAGAGCUUGGAUCCACAAAGUAUUGGAACGAUCUUGCACGGUACCUAAAGUCCUACAGCACGCCACGAAGAAAGGUGUACUUAAGCGCAGCUCCCCAAUGUCCAUUUCCUGAUAAAUUCCUUGGUAAAGCUCUAAACACAGGCCUUUUUGACUAUGUCUGGAUUCAAUUCUAUAACAAUCCACAAUGCCAAUAUAGUUCAGGUAACAUCAAAAAAUUAAUAAGUUCGUGGAACCGAUGGACUAAGUCAAUAAAGGCUGGGAAGAUAUUUUUGGGUUUGCCUGCAGCUCCUAAUGCCGCCGGAAGUGGAUAUAUUCCACCCAAUAUGCUGAUUUCUCGAAUUCUUCCUGUCAUUAAGAAGUCACCAAAGUAUGGAGGUGUGAUGCUGUGGUCUAAGUAUUUUGAUGAUAGGACUGGAUAUAGUUCCAAAAUUGUGAAAAAGGUGUGAAAUUGUGCUUCUAGUUUGAAUAUUAAGGAGCUGGAUAUCCUCGUAUAAUUAUUAUAAUUAUCAAUAAAUAAAAUUAGUUGAUAUCCUUGCAUGUACGGCUUUGAGCCGAAUGAAAAUAAAUGAAUAAUCUUUAAUUUGCGUUGCUGGUA
This is a messenger RNA of Carya illinoinensis, 1077 nucleotides long. RefSeq names its product hevamine-A-like. Gene Ontology annotation, biological process: carbohydrate metabolic process. The record is from RefSeq and is a predicted model, not a curated record. Gene Ontology annotation, cellular component: extracellular region. The transcript has a single exon. Gene Ontology annotation, molecular function: chitinase activity. Lineage: Eukaryota; Viridiplantae; Streptophyta; Magnoliopsida; Fagales; Juglandaceae. Bases 23 to 928 code for a protein of 301 amino acids.